CCAUAGAGCGUUGCACUAGUGCCGUUCGCCGCGCCAUUCUAAAUUUAAAUUUUGAAAAAGUGAUAUUAUAUUUGUGCUGUCUGUUGUUUUUUUUUACAGACUUGAGACUAUACAAGAAUUCAGUGCCAGUGUUUUUGUGCGAAUAAAGACGUUGUGUAAGCUUAAAGCGAUAAUUAGUAGUUGCUUCGUAUUAAAAUUCAAGACAAUGUUACAUUACAUAAAACUUACAAAAUCUGGAAGCGUUUAAACUUACACAAUGAUUAUUAUUCGGUAUGUGUUUUAGAAACUAGUGUUGUGCCAAGUGAAAACGGAAAGUGUCAGUGCGAUGUGUCAAGUGUGAACUACACUAUGGGUUUACAUAAACGUGAAAAGAAUGGUCUGCUCUCGUACGAGAACCCCAACUACCACUUGGACCGGUCUCGCUUCGAGUCCGCGAUAUACAGCGAACUGUACAGCAUGCACGACGACAAGAGCAUGGACGAGUACGACGCAUAUCUUGAUAAUAGGAGAGUUGAAGAUGAGGCAUCUUCGCCGGUUGGCAAAGUAAAUGAAAAAAGCGGCCUAAUCACGCCGCCGCAAAAUGGGGGGGAGGACUCCCCUCCUCCAGAAAAGGAAAGGGCGGACCGUGAGGCCUCGGAGAAGUGCCACGGGAGCUCGGGCCCCGUGCCCCACUUGGCGGAGGGCCCCAACGACGAUCUGUACGCUAUACCGGUCAAGUUGAGGCCCAAGAAAGAGGUGCUGCCGCCUGGAUGGGAGAAACAUGAAGACAACGACGGCCCCUACUACUGGCACAUCAAAAGCGGCACAAUACAGCGAGAGAUCCCCAAAAUGCCGCCCAUCGAAGCGAGAGAAUCCCGCAUCUCCAUGGUGAGGGACUGCUCCAACCUUGACAUGAAGUACGACGGGCCCAUGACCACGUCCGUCACCAGGAGUACGACGAGUGGGGCCCUGGACCAUGUGGACCAGGAGGAGAGGAAGAGGAAGGAAGAAGUCGCUUAUAAGCGCCGCAGCUACCCCGCCCGUCCGGACGCCGACGGGCGCGCCGUCCGAUUCUUCGUCCGAUCGCUCGGCUGGGUCGAGAUAUCGGAGUCGGACCUCACUCCGGAGCGCUCCAGCCGCGCGGUCAAUAAGUGUAUCGUGGACCUUAGCUUGGGUCGCAAUGAUCUAUUGGACCAAGUUGGACGAUGGGGUGAUGGCAAAGACUUAUUCAUGGACUUAGACGAUGGUGCACUCAAACUGAUCGAUCCAGAGAGUCUCAACACACUCCACACUCAGCCCAUCCACACCAUCCGAGUGUGGGGAGUUGGAAGGGACAAUGGACGUGAAAGGGACUUCGCGUACGUGGCCCGCGACCGCGCGACCCGCAAGCACAUGUGCCACGUGUUCCGCUGCGAGGCGCCCGCGCGCUCCAUCGCCAACGCGCUGCGCGACAUCUGCAAGCGCAUCAUGAUAGAGCGCUCGCUGCAGCCGCCGCCGCGCCCCACCGACCUGCCCGCCGCGCGCCGCCCGCGCCCUCUGUCCGGUGCGUCGUUCCCCACGCCGAUGGAGGAGCCCCGCAAGACGGUCCGCGCGCGGUACCUGGGCAGCGCGGAGGUGCCGCGCGCCACCGGCAUGGACGUGCUCAACGACGCGCUCGAGCGCCUCGCCGCCGCGCGCGCGCCCUCCGCCUGGCGCCCCGUCGCCGUCGCAGUGGCGCCCUCCUGCAUCACCAUCACUGAGGAGGGGGAGAGCACCCCGCUGGUGGAGUGCCGCGUGCGCUACCUGUCGUUCCUGGGCAUCGGGCGCGACGUGCGGCGCUGCGCCUUCAUCGUGCACACGGCGCAGGACGCCUUCGUGGCGCACGCCUUCCACGCCGACCCCAGCUCCGGCGCGCUCUGCAAGACCAUUGAGGCGGCCUGCAAGCUGCGCUACCAAAAGUGUCUAGACGCGCACGGUGGCCUGUCCGGUAUCUCCGGCAUGUCCGGGAUGUCCGGUAUCUCCGGGCUGUCCGGUCUGUCCGGGCUGUCGCUGGGCAGCGCUGGGGGGGGAGCGGGCAGCCCGGGCGAGCGCGCGUCGCUCGGGCAGGCGCUCAAGUCGCUUGUGGGCUCGCUUACGGGCAGGCGGCCGUCUUGAAUAUCAAGUAUUCCCCCGGCGCAGCGAGGCCGCGCAGCGUAGUCGCCGCAACGCUAACGCUUCGCACUCUAACAUACCACUUAGUUACUACACUACACUACACUACACUAAACCACACUACACUAAACCACACUACACUACGAUACACUACACACUACACUACACUACGAUACACUACAAUUUCAGCGAGUGACCUAAAUUUGAGUUGUUGGAAAGUAAACUUUAUGGCUUGGGUUUUAAGUUCAAUUUUGAUUGCACGUAUUAAAGGAUUUUGAUGUUGGAAAGUAUGUUUUAUAAAGUUGUUUUUGGGUUCAUUUUUGACUGUUAUCUUGAAGUUUAUGUUACAAUUAGAGUAGUACUGUUUAUUUGCUUUUAUAUAUGUAUGUUUAUCAGCCAUCUGGUUUCCAUAACACAAGCGAAAGCUUAGUAUGGGAUCAGAUCGUGCCGUGUGUGAAAAUAAUCCUGAAUAUUUAUUUAUUUAUUUAUGUAAUAAGCAAUCAAUGAUGCCAUAGAUUUGUAACACAUAUAGAAGAAAUAGCUUUGUGUAAUUUUAAAAAUAUUGCGUUUUUAAUGGCAAGAUUUAGGAUCGCUCGCCGAAAUUGCUAAAUAUAAAAAUAUGUAACACAUAAAACAAUUCAUACGUUAUUCAAUAUAAAAUACCUCAUGCUUUGGUUGACUGGUUUCCAUCUAUCACCGUAUUAUGUUGUUGCAAUAAUAGUUUGCCUUAUACUGCCGUUUUAUCGAAAAACUUCACUUGAACUAUUGCACAAAUAUUAAUUUUGUUACGACACAUUGUUACGCCAUACCGUUUGUGACUGGAUAUGAAUACUGUGAACUCGACCCAUCUCUAAAAUCAGCUUUUUAUAAUAAAAUAAUUUAUCUAACCAUUGCAUAUAAUCCAAAUAUAUUACUGUUUCAUAUUUUAAAUUCACGUUAAAUGAUCUCGUAUAUUUACUGUUACCAUGAAUUAUCUCGACUCAAUGUAUCGCUGUUAGAUAAGAAUUUGAAUUAUUUGGUCUCGUUAUAAUUGUUACCUUAUAAAUUCCUAGUCGAUAGUUGUAUGCUUUUGUAAAUUCUAUGCAAUAAGUGAUUAGUUAUAAGCGAACACCUAUAUUUAUGAAUCGACGGCGAAGUUCGAUAAAUAUGAAUCACUGGUAUUUACCUUUGUUAGUUUUAACUUGUAUUAUCAUUUAUCAUAUG
Messenger RNA from Colias croceus (clouded yellow), 3312 nucleotides. Its product is annotated as protein Fe65 homolog. Gene Ontology annotation, biological process: regulation of DNA-templated transcription. The transcript has 14 exons. The coding region runs from base 349 to 2112 and encodes 587 amino acids. The record is from RefSeq and is a predicted model, not a curated record. Gene Ontology annotation, cellular component: cytoplasm; nucleus. Gene Ontology annotation, molecular function: transcription factor binding; amyloid-beta binding. NCBI's taxonomy places the organism in Eukaryota, Metazoa, Arthropoda, Insecta, Lepidoptera, Pieridae.